Phacochoerus africanus (Common warthog) is the source of this 1898-nucleotide messenger RNA. RefSeq names its product dihydropyrimidinase (gene DPYS). Gene Ontology annotation, molecular function: dihydropyrimidinase activity. NCBI's taxonomy places the organism in Eukaryota, Metazoa, Chordata, Mammalia, Artiodactyla, Suidae. The coding region runs from base 36 to 1595 and encodes 519 amino acids. The transcript has 10 exons. The record is from RefSeq and is a predicted model, not a curated record. Gene Ontology annotation, cellular component: cytoplasm; cytosol. Gene Ontology annotation, biological process: pyrimidine nucleobase catabolic process.
GGGAGGGCGAGCCCAUAGCGCAUGCGCCCCUCGCCAUGGCAGCGCCGUCGAGGCUCCUCAUCCGUGGGGGGCGCGUGGUGAACGACGAUUUCUCGCAGGUGGCCGAUGUGCUGGUGGAGGACGGCGUGGUGCGAGCGCUCGGACGCGACCUGCUGCCGCCCGGGGGUGCGCCCGCGGGGCUGCGGGUCCUCGACGCCGCCGGCAAGCUGGUCCUGCCCGGAGGCAUCGACACGCACACACACAUGCAGUUUCCCUUUAUGGGGUCGCGCUCCGUCGACGACUUCCACCAGGGCACCAAGGCUGCCCUGGCAGGAGGCACCACCAUGAUCAUUGAUUUUGCCAUUCCUCACAAAGGCCAUUCCCUCGUCGAGGCCUUUGAGACCUGGAGAAGCUGGGCUGAUUCCAAAGUCUGCUGCGACUACAGCCUUCAUGUGGCAGUGACGUGGUGGAGUGACCAGGUUAAAGAAGAAAUGAAAAUACUUACACAAGAGAAAGGUGUGAACUCUUUUAAGAUGUUUAUGGCCUAUAAAGACCUGUAUAUGUUGAGAGAUGUGGAGCUGUACACAGUCUUUUCUUGGUGCAAGGAAAUUGGAGCAAUUGCUCAAGUUCAUGCAGAAAAUGGAGACCUCAUUGCAGAGGGAGCAAAGAAGAUGUUGGCAUUGGGGAUAACAGGUCCUGAGGGCCAUGAGCUGUGCCGCCCGGAAGCGGUGGAGGCAGAAGCCACGCUGAGGGCCAUCACCAUAGCCAGCGCUGUGAACUGCCCUCUCUAUGUCGUGCAUGUCAUGAGCAAGUCAGCAGCGAGGGUGAUAGCGGAUGCCAGGAGAGACGGGAAGGUGGUCUAUGGAGAGCCCAUUGCAGCAGGCCUUGGCACAGAUGGCACUCACUACUGGAACAGAGACUGGCACCAUGCAGCCCACCACGUUAUGGGUCCACCCCUGCGACCAGACCCUUCAACGCCUGACUUCCUCCUGAAUCUAUUGGCUAACGAUGAUCUAACCACAACAGGGUCUGAUCACUGCACUUUCAACACCUGCCAGAAAGCUCUUGGAAAGGAUGAUUUUACUAAGAUUCCCAAUGGAGUGAAUGGUGUUGAGGACCGGAUGUCGGUAAUCUGGGAAAAAGCCGUGCACAGUGGCAAAAUGGAUGAAAACCGAUUUGUGGCAGUUACUAGCACAAAUGCAGCUAAAAUCUUUAAUCUCUAUCCAAGAAAAGGAAGAAUAGCUGUGGGCUCAGAUGCUGACAUUGUGAUUUGGGACCCAAAAGCUACAAGGACAAUUUCAGCAAAAACUCAUCAUCAGGCUGUUAACUUCAACAUCUUCGAGGGCAUGGUUUGCCACGGGGUGCCCCUGGUGACUAUUUCAAGAGGCAGAGUGGUAUAUGAAGCUGGAGUCUUCACUGUCACAGCAGGACACGGGAAGUUUAUUCCCCGUGAACCAUUUGCUGACUGUAUUUACAAACGGAUCAAGCAGCGGGACGAGACAUGCGCACCUACCCCCGUGGAGCGUGAACCCUAUAAGGGAGAAGUCGUCACACUGAAAUCCACAGGGACAGAAGACGACUCUACAGCUGGGACCAGGAAACAGGCCCACCGCUGAGCCGGGGGCUGGCAGUAAAAUCAGAGAAAAGGAUGCUGCUGUUCCCAUCCCAGUUAAACGUUGUCAGCCCAUGGAGAAGCAGGCCUUAUUUCAACUCACCAAGAUCCUUUUGAAAAAAUAAUCGCUCUAGGCUUCUUUGAUUUCCUUUCAGAAGGAAUAGAUGUCUUUCUCACUGUGACUUUGUUGCAGUGUAAGAUUGAAGAUAUAAAUGAAUAUUAUUGUGAUGGAAAGUCUGUGUGAAAAUUCAUUGAUGAUACUUUAAAAUGUCAUCUUUGCUUUUCUUACUUGAAUUUUUAAAAAUCA